Messenger RNA from Chelmon rostratus (copperband butterflyfish), 1464 nucleotides. RefSeq names its product solute carrier family 25 member 23b (gene slc25a23b). The coding region runs from base 1 to 1464 and encodes 487 amino acids. Lineage: Eukaryota; Metazoa; Chordata; Actinopteri; Chaetodontiformes; Chaetodontidae. Gene Ontology annotation, molecular function: ATP transmembrane transporter activity; calcium ion binding. The transcript is spliced from 10 exons. Gene Ontology annotation, biological process: transmembrane transport. The record is from RefSeq and is a predicted model, not a curated record.
AUGGGCGAAGACGAGGAGCCGUUCUGCGCCCAGACUCGCCACGGAGCAAACGAAGCAAGCGGAGAUAGCGGAGCAUCUGUGGACCCGGACCGAGAGAGGAGAUACGCGGAGCUGUUCAAGCAGCUGGACUUGAAUAAAGAUGGCAGGGUCGACAUCAAUGAGCUGAGGACCGCACUAGCAGCCCGUGGUUUACACCAGGGGGAGGCAGAGGAGAUCGUCCUCGAGAGUGACGUCAACCAUGACGGGCUGCUGGACUUCCAGGAGUUCUCCCAGUACCUGCAGGCUCAUGAGAAGAGGCUGUGGCUCAUGUUCCACAGUCUUGACCGCAACAAUGAUGGUCGAAUUGAUGUGGGAGAGAUCCAACAUUUACUGCACAAGCUUGGAGUGGAGGUCACCAUGGAGCAGGCCUCCAGAAUACUGCAGAGCAUAGACAGGGAUGGCACUAUGACCAUUGACUGGACUGAAUGGCGUGAUCACUUCCUGUUCAACCCUUUCCACAACAUGGAGGAGAUUGUCCACCACUGGAAACACUCUCAUAUGUUUGACAUUGGGGAACAUCUGACGGUGCCAGAUGAGUUCUCAGAGCGGGAGCGGCGGUCAGGUCUGGUGUGGAGGCAGCUGGUUGCUGGAGCGAUGGCGGGGGCUGUGUCCCGGACAGGAACUGCUCCUCUGGACCGCCUGAAAGUCUUCCUGCAGGUGCACGGCUCUACUUCUCGGGGGAUUAAUCUGUGGUCCGGACUGAGGGGGAUGGUCCAGGAGGGAGGUGUCUUCUCACUCUGGAGAGGGAAUGGCAUUAAUGUCCUCAAGAUUGCCCCUGAGUCUGCCAUUAAGUUUAUGGCCUAUGAACAGAUCAAGUGGCUGAUCCGAGGCAGUAAAGAGGGAGGCAGUUUAAGGGUACAAGAGAGGUUCAUUGCUGGCUCUCUGGCAGGAGCUACUGCCCAGACCAUCAUCUACCCCAUGGAGGUGCUGAAGACCCGUCUCACACUGAGGAAGACAGGACAGUACUCAGGUAUGGCUGAUUGUGCCAGACAGAUCCUGAAGACAGAGGGGGUCCGGGCUUUUUACAGGGGCUACCUGCCAAAUACACUGGGCAUCAUCCCCUAUGCUGGCAUCGACUUGGCGGUGUAUGAGACUCUGAAGAACGCUUGGCUCCAGAGGUACUGUGUAGAGUCAGCAGAUCCAGGAGUUUUGGUCCUGCUGGGCUGUGGUACCAUCUCCAGCACCUGCGGCCAGCUCGCAUCCUAUCCCCUCGCUCUCAUUCGGACACGUAUGCAGGCACAAGCCAUCACUGAGGGGAAACCCAAGCUGACUAUGAUGGGCCAGUUCAAAUACAUCAUAACUCAUGAAGGCGUGCCCGGCCUGUAUCGAGGCAUCACCCCCAACUUCCUCAAAGUCAUUCCAGCUGUCAGCAUCUCCUACGUGGUGUACGAGCACAUGAAGAAAGUCCUCGGGGUGGGCUAUUAA